AUGGCCGACUCGGAUCUGGAAGCGAUACGGCAAGCGCGCAAGCAGGAGCUGCAGUCGCAGAACGGGGGAGGAGGCCAGGAAGGUGGUGAGAAAGAAGAGCAGAAAAACCGCGAACAAGAAGCCCGGCAGUCUAUACUGCAGCAAAUCCUCGAGCCAGACGCUGCAGACCGGCUAGGAAGGAUACGGCUGGUGAAAGCCUCUCGCGCGGAAGAUGUCGAGAACAGGCUGAUCAUGCUGGCGCGCUCCGGUCAACUAAGGGCCAGGGUGUCCGAGGACCAGCUGAAGGAGAUUCUCAACGCUGUGAGCGAGCAACAGCAAGAGGCGGAGAAGGUCACGGUUCAGAGGAAGAGAGGAGGGUGGGAUGAUGACGAUCUGGAGGAUCUGCUGAAUGAGGAUACGUGA
Saxophila tyrrhenica is the source of this 402-nucleotide messenger RNA. RefSeq lists its product as uncharacterized. Gene Ontology annotation, molecular function: DNA binding. The transcript has 2 exons. NCBI's taxonomy places the organism in Eukaryota, Fungi, Ascomycota, Dothideomycetes, Mycosphaerellales, Extremaceae. Gene Ontology annotation, cellular component: cytosol; nucleus. The record is from RefSeq and is a predicted model, not a curated record. Bases 1 to 402 code for a protein of 133 amino acids.